Messenger RNA from Desarmillaria tabescens, 1784 nucleotides. RefSeq lists its product as uncharacterized. Lineage: Eukaryota; Fungi; Basidiomycota; Agaricomycetes; Agaricales; Physalacriaceae. The record is from RefSeq and is a predicted model, not a curated record. The coding region runs from base 1 to 1776 and encodes 591 amino acids. The transcript is spliced from 2 exons.
AUGGCUUGCCAUGUUUGGGCUGUGGGCCCGGCCGUUCCAUAUUGGGACCUUGUGCCGGUACCAACACCAACCAACACCAACACCAACACCGUUGAGAUAUUCGAUACUCGUUCUUUCGAGAAGAUGGAUCAAAGAAAAAUGUGCCCUCCCUGUGGAGGCAAAGGUUAUCUCCUUCCAAAGAAAACAAACGAAGAACUUCGCAGACAGCUUGGUACUAUAUCGCAGUCCAUUGCUUCGACUCCGAACUCCCACCUUCUUCCCGAGGUCCUCAGCCAAAUAUUCGGCCUAGCAUUAGGGGGUGACUUUUUCAACAUGUCAGAGACUCAUACAGGUCCAUGGGCACUCAGCCACGUAUGCAGCUCGUGGAGAUCUGCUGCGUGUGGAGAUCCGACAAUCUGGACCUCUAUUCUCAUCGACGACAGUUCCGUGACUAUUGGUGUCUCGGGUAAAGUCUUAACCCCAUGCCCUCGAGAAGACCCCCCUUCACUUUUAUCCACCAUACUCUCCAGAUCAAACCAGCGUGAUAUUAACAUCGUGUUCAAUAUUUCCGUGGGCAAGGUCGACUUCACGACGAAGAGAACCAUCAAACAGCUAUUCCAAAUUGUCAUGAGGGAUUCGAAGAGAUGGAAUGAUGUAUCAAUCUGCGUUCCUUGUGAAUUAAUACCGAUGCUUGAAGCCGUGGAAGGAAACGUUCCGCGUUUGUCAAAACUACAUAUCGGCACGUCCGAAGUCGACACGGUGCAUGAAGGUCCCGGCGUCCCCCCUACCCCUUCACCCUUAGUAAAGGCUUUCAAUGAAGCCCCAGCGUUGAAGGAGGUAUCUUUCGACAGACUUAGUGUUGAAAACACUGUGCUUCCACGGUCUCAGAUUAUAUCACUGACGGAUAUCCGGAAGAAAUAUGGUCGAUCCAAGAUCCUCGUUAAAAUCUUGUCCUUGUCUCCUCACCUCAAAGCACUGAACUUCAAUUCGGAGAUUCCAGAAGAUUACAAUCACUUCCAGUCGUGGACGGACAAAAUUGUCCACGCCGAACUGCAGUCUCUCACCACCUGUUCAACCUACUUCAUGAAAAAAAUGAAGUUUCCCAGAUUGACGAGCUUGACUGUCAGGCCUCAAUUUGAAGAACGGGGCGACGUAGACGAUGCCAUCAAUACGCUGAUCACCUCGUCUCAAUGUUCUCUCCGCUAUCUGCACAUUGAGGGCUCUUACAUGACCGACUUACUUUUUCAAACCCUUGCUUCUACGCCAGAGCUCACUCAAUUGGAACUUUGUUUUUUGCGGUGGGACUAUGAAUACGCCAUUGGAGGAUUUGAACAGUUUACCCUCCGUAUGGAUGAAUUAACCGAAAGCGGCCAUCAUCGUAUCAUACCUCUUCUGGAAUCUCUGAAGGUCGUGGUACAGAGGAAUACCUCAGGAACCUCGUUUGGAUCCAUUGACUCAGUGUUUACGGAUAUGGCUGUGUCGAGAUGGAACUGCGGUGCUCUGAAGUCGCUGCUUCUCGAGGCAGAGACUGAUAUGGUGCUGGUAGGACUUGGGAUAGAGAACACUACACAGCUUAGAACGCUGAAAGAUGAGGGCUUCGACAUCUCUAUUUGUACCACGACCGCGGGUAGCCCCUACACAUCAGGUCAUUGGGAUGCUCGUUUUGUUCAGGAAGAUUAUCGACGUAUAUAUGUAUGGUGCAAUAUACAAUUUCCCCCGACGGCAGUCGUAUCCGUAGGAAUACACAACAACGUACAUAUUUUCGCAUAUUCUCAUAGCGGUACGACUGGUGGUUGAGAUUAAGG